AUGCCAAAACGUGGUGGUGGACGUCCACGCAAUAACUGGAAGGGUGGUGAACAUUUUGAACAUGAUGACCGUAUGCACAAUACUGGAAGAAGGGUUAUGUUCAAGCAGAGUCAGAAUAAAGGAAAAAAUAAAUUCAGGAAUUGGAAUGAUGCUAAGUUAUUGUUUGAUGAUGAUGUUGAUAUGGGUGCAUCUGGGCAGAUACAAAAUAGAAGAGGAGCAUUCCGAGGCAGAGGAGGCCGACUGGGUUCUCCACCACCCCGCCCCGCCCAUAGAAGAAAAUUUAUCACAGGGGUCUUACCCUGGUAUCAAAUUACUAUACCCUAUGGAGCUAAGUGUGAAAAAGAGACCUUACUCAAUGCGCUUUCAAGUUUUCUCUCGCCAGAUGUAUUUGUAGCUCACUACUUCAAAAUGGAGGGAAAUGCAGCUAUAUUCUAUGUGGAUGAUGUGAAGAUGGCUGAAAAAAUAUUCAAUGCUGAUAGAAAGAUAAUGUUGCCCAAUGGAUUCAAAAUGAUUCUUGUAGUCCGUAAUGCGGUACCUAGAAUUAAUAUAACUGAUGAUAUGAAAGAAAAAAUGAAAUUGGCUAUGGCUAAACGGUAUAAUGCUGCUACAAAAGCGUUGAAUUUGACUAAAUUUCAUGUCGAUCCUGAACUGGCUGAUAUAUUUUGUGCCCUGUUCCGUCCUGUAAUCAUGUUGGCUGCUAUUGAUAUUAUUGCCGAGAACAUCCCAGACUUAGAAGCGUUGAACUUAAACGACAAUAAAAUACAUGGGCUUGAACAUCUCAAGAUUUUGGCAGUCAAAUUUAAAAAUCUGAAGAUUCUCUACAUGGGUGACAAUAGGAUAACAUCUAUAGCAGCGUUGGAAGCGUUGAAGGCUUUACCUCUGGUUGAACUGUACCUCAAAGGCAAUCCUCUUGUGAACAGGUUCAAUGAUAAUGAAGCCUACAAAAGUGAGAUCCGGCGUAAAUUUCCGAAGCUCAUGCGAUUGGAUGACGAAGAUCUACCUCCGCCUAUAAGUUUCGACAUACCCGACGAAUCUACACUACCACCAGUACAACAGUCCUUCCUGGUAGACCCGAGUGGGCAGGAACUGGUAAAAGAGUUCCUUAAGCAAUAUUACGCUAUAUACGACUCGGAGUCGCGUCAAGCACUUCUAGAAGCAUACCACGAGACAGCUACCUUCACACUAACAACUAACUAUUUGAGCACGGAUCCCAGGAAUACUGGUUCUACGAGCAAACUAAACACAUACAUGAUGUACAGUCGUAACUUACUAAGAAUAACAGAGAGAGAGCCUAGAAGAAGACAUUUAAAAACUGGCAAGUUGCAAGUUGUUUCACUUCUGUCAGAUCUCCCUAAGACCUCCCAUGAUCUGAUGGGAUUCGCUGUGGAUUUAGUUAUAUUUAGGCCUACAAUGCUAGUCCUUACAAUGAACGGUGUUUACAAAGAAAUAAUGACAGCGGGGACACCGCUGCGAUCAUUCCACCGGACCUUCGUUAUAGUCCCAAACAGCAGUGGAGGAUUCUGCAUACUCAACGAUAUAUUAUUCGUAACAAAUGUUACUAAAGACCAGGAGGAGAAAGCGUUCGCAUCGACAGUACCGAUUGCGGCCGCACCCGCGCCUGCGCCCGCGCCCGUACCCGUUCUGACGUCACCGCUCGCGCCCGUCGCUGGAACAUCUCAAGAGGAUGCACAGAAGAAUAUGAUGCUAAAUAUGCUUAGCCAGCAGACGGGCAUGAACGAACACUGGAGUAUAAACUGCUUACAAGAAACGGGCUGGGACUACCAACGAGCGUUAUUCAUUUUCAACCAACUACAAUCAGAAGGGAAGAUACCGCCGGAAGCGUUCGUGAAGUGA
Molecule: messenger RNA, 1854 nt
Organism: Leptosia nina
Lineage: Eukaryota; Metazoa; Arthropoda; Insecta; Lepidoptera; Pieridae
Source: the annotation of a GenBank genome assembly